CAAGAAAAAAGGAAAACGCAGAGAGACAGAUACGUUUCGAUGAGAGUGAGUGAGUCACUCACUUGCAAAACUCAACAAGUGAUAUAAAUGCAUUCACUCCUGUCUUUCAAGUUUCAACCCAAAACAGGAAACUUAAAUUAUUAAGGAGGAGGGUUCUCGCCGGCCGACGACGUCGUUUAGCUCCGGGUUUACUGUCUUGAAAAUGUGAGUGAACAGAGUGGAACAACUAGAUGUUUAAUGUGGAGAAAGUGCAGCUGUUCUAGAUUUGGAAUUGCAACAAGGUUUAUUUUGGAAGCGAAAAUGUCAGGCAGCAAAGUGCUUUUAACAUACAAGCGAAAGCGGCACUCAAGAAAUGAUCUUCUACAGGAAGAUGGGUGUCAUAAUUCACCUUCUGACGCUAAUGAGGAUACUUAUUUAUCUAGGCCAGACAUGCAAGUGCAUUUGAUUGAUGAGAAUGCAUCAGAAGAAUAUGAAACGAAGACUACAGUAUGCCGUCUAUGUGUUGUAUGCUGUGUCGGUGGUAACCUGAUGCACUGUGAUAAAUGUCUUCGGUCUUAUCAUCUUGAAUGCCUAGAUAAGUCCCUCAAGCAUCCUGGUCAUGGAACAUUGCUUAGCUGUGGGUGUAUUGCUGCUUCAUUGGGUGAUGAUGGUAAUGUGGGAAAGGGGGCAGUUAGCUUUGAUGAUAGUUCGUUAAGGUUGAAUUCAUCAAACUUAGAAGAGACUGAUUUGUUUGCUGAAGUUAAGUUAGAGAACUCAUGUGAUGAUCUGUCUGUACAAACCAAGUGGAAAACUCCAUUACUUACUUUCCACCGGAGAUAUAAAAGAAAAAAAGAUAUGGAUGGGUCUCACAUACAAAGCAAAUCACUGAAUGUGAAAAAUAACUGUUCAGUGAUAACAGAAUCAAAAAAUUCUGCAUGUGCCAAAACCACUUCGUGUGAAGCAACUUCCCUUGAAAGCUUCUCACUAGAUCGUGGAGCAGAUUUAAACCCCUGCAAAGAGGUUAUUGAUAUUACAUAUUCUUAUGCUGGACCAGCUCCUGGGUCUAAAAUUUUGAUGCGUGAAGAGAAGACAAUGAAUGAAGCUUUACAGCAAGCAGGAAAAGUUCCUGACCAAAGUGCUCAAACUUUGAUGGAUGUCAAAAAAGAGUCCGUGGAUCAUUUAGGAACCUCAUUAAGUUGUGGUAUGAACGACUCCUCUUCUGAAACUGUACCGUUGUGUACGCAACCAGGAAUAAAUUCUCCGUUGGUAAAAGAGGAACCUCAAGUUUUGUCAAGUGAUGAUGAUCAUAAAGCAGCAGCAACCCUGCAUUCGGGCAGAUCCCUUCCUAAUUUGAACCUGUCUGUGAUCACCACUGAUUCAAACAGUAGUACUAUGGACUUGAAUGUUGACUUAAAUUUGAGUUCUCAAGAGCAACCUCUUCUUGCUGCGCCAAAAGCAACUCUGGACUCCUUCGAGUCUACUAGCAGAAGUCCUGCCACUGUCUUACAUGAACCACCUCCUUCAGAAAUAGUGGCCAUCAAAAAUGAGAGGAUAGAAACUCAUGCUUCUCUGUUACGCAAAGAUGCAUUUGAGUUUUUAGAAGUUGGUGCCAGCUGCAAAGAUUAUGAUCAAGUUACUCCAAACUUUGAUUCAAAAAACAAAUGUCUGCAGUUAUUUUCAGAAGAAAAAACCAGCGACAUUUCCCACCCAGUGAUAAUCCAGCCUGAGAUGACUGCUUAUAUGGCCUCAGAGGAGAGAAAAAUGCUCCAGUUGGGAAGCAACAAUAAUCAACCGAAUCAAGGAUCUCCACUGAAUCUAGGUCUAUCCUUACCAACUAAACCUUCAACUGCAGGAUCUGCAACCAACACCUGUCUCAAUACAUUUCCUUUCUUCAACUCCUUUACUGGAACCAGAGAAUUUAUCCAAGAUGCAGCACUCCAAUCUUCGUCAAGCCAUUUAUCAUCAGUUUUGAGAUACAAGAUGAUGCAUGAUAGCAUUGCAAGCCAAGCAAGAGCUUUGAAUGAAAUGGGCAGUUUCGAUAACAUAUCUCAGCCAUAUAAUACCAUGUGGUCCGAAGAGGAGUUGGAUUUUCUAUGGAUAGGUGUGAGGAGAUAUGGACGGGACAAUUGGAAUGCUAUGUUAACGGAUCCGAGAUUGCACUUCGCAUCAUGGAGGGUGGCAAGGGACUUAGCUAUGCGGUGGAAAGAGGAACAGUCAAAACUUUUGAGUAGCAUGUUUGGUCCACAAGUCAAGUACUCAAGAGCACAAGGCAGUUCUUUCUACCACAAUAACUUCUUGGGUCCACAAACAGGAUUCUGGCAACAAAACCCAGCAGAUGAAACCCGACUCUCCCUUCGUGUUGUAGAUUCUUGUAGAGGAGGUAAUGUCUCGAGGAGGCCACUAUUCAGAUCAACUUAUGUUUGCAAUGAUGGCCAGGAACACCUCCACAGGCCUCUUAGUUACCCGAAGAGGGUAUCUCGUCGAAGGAUCAAAUAUGAUGAGGAUGAAUUUCGUAGUUCAAGUAGAAGUCGGAGUAUGCUAAGGAACAAGCUGUUGUCAACUGAACUUCCCUCAACUUGCAAUAUUGGAGUGAACGGUAAUAUGCCCCAGUGGCUCCAAGAAUCUGCUGUUGCUUCUCCUCCAAGUCUCAGGGCAUCAAUUCUGCCUUCAACCGCUUCAUCUUUUGCGUUUGCCCAUUCUGAUACAUUGAAUGUCACCCGCCCUGAUUUCGAUCCCUCCGAAUCACGUUGUGCAGAAAGGAAGGACAUGCAGUAUACAUUUGGUGGUUCAAGAGAAUAUGACCUACAGCCAUUAGUAAGUAGUGCUCCUCAUUGCAAUUCAGGAUUAAGACCUGAAAUGGCUAAACCGAGAAGGGAUUCUUCUCAUGACGCUGGUAAACAAGAUGAUUUGAUUGUUUUAGACAGUGACGCUUCUUCUGAAGGGACCAUAUCCGAUUAAUUUUGUUAUUGUUCGUAGGUUGUUGUAGCUAGUCUGAAGGUGUUUUUUGUUGUAGAAAUGUAGUGCGCUUGUUUAACUUGUAAGUCGAAUAAUUUGUAAAUAAUAAUGCAAGGAAUGUAUUUGAACUUUGUAUGAUCUUCUUGUUGUCUGA
Molecule: messenger RNA, 3088 nt
Organism: Rosa rugosa (rugosa rose)
Lineage: Eukaryota; Viridiplantae; Streptophyta; Magnoliopsida; Rosales; Rosaceae
Exons: 8
Coding region: 238-2937 (899 amino acids)
Source: RefSeq, a predicted model, not a curated record